AUGACGCAGGAGCAGGUGGUCCAUGUGCCGAAGGUGAUUCAGCAGGAACGCGCCCACCACUUCCACGUCGAGGAGAUUGUGGAUGUCCCGGUGGAGCAGCGCGUCGAGCAAAUCGUGCAUGUUCCGAAGGUCCAGAAGGUUGAGAAAAUCGUCCACAACCCUGUCGACCUCGAGGUCGAAGUGCCUCGUCCGGUGGUCAUCGAGAAGACGGUCCAGGUGCCCACCGUGCACGUCGAGGAGAAGGUGAUCAAGGUGCCGAAGGUGCUGAACACAGUGGUGGACACCGUGGUUCAAAACACCGUGGAAACCGUGGAAGUCGUGAAGCCGGUGGUGGUUCACAAGGUGGUCCAGCGCAAGAAGCCCAUCGUGCAGGAGGACAUCGUGCAGAUUCCGAAGGUGAUGGUGCAGCACGUUCCGGUCCAGAAGGUCGUUGAGAAGCAGGUGUCGGUGCCUGUGAUGCAGGAGGUUGAGCAGAUCGUCGAUGUGCCCGUUGUGAAACACAGGCAGGUGCCAAUGGUCCAGAAAGUCGAGAAGCAGAUUCAGGUGCCUCAGGUGGAGUACACCGACCACCACAUCGAAGUCCCCGUUCACAAGCAGGUGCACGUGCCCAUGAUCCAGACGAUCACGAAAGAGGUGGAGGUGCCACAGGUGGUCUUUGAGGAGGAGGUCGUGCAGGUCCCUAUCCAGAAGCAGGUGCACGUCCCGGUGGUGCAGAAGGUCCAGAAGACUGUCGAGGUUCCUCAGGUCCAGUACGAGGACCAGGUGGUGCAGGUACCCAUCCAGACGCAGGUACAGGUGCCCAUCGUCCAGAAGGUUCAGAAAACCGUGGAGGUGCCCCAGAUCCAGUAUGAGGACCAGAUCGUGGAGGUACCUGUGCAGAAGCAGGUGCAGAUCCCAAUGGUGCAGACCGUUCAGAGGCAGAUCGAGGUUCCGCAACUCCAGUAUGAGGACCAGGUCGUCGAGGUGCCAGUCCAGAAGCAGGUGCAGAUCCCCAUGGUCCAAACUGUGCAGAGGCAGGUGGAAGUGCCGCAGAUCCAGUACGAGGACCAGGUCGUGGAGGUGCCCGUCCAGAAGCAGGUGCAGAUCCCCAUG
Symbiodinium necroappetens is the source of this 1092-nucleotide messenger RNA. NCBI's taxonomy places the organism in Eukaryota, Dinophyceae, Suessiales, Symbiodiniaceae. The record is from the annotation of a GenBank genome assembly.